CCCCGGAAAUCAACAAGCGAGAGUGGUGGGUUAAAAUAAAAGUUUUGUGCGGUUUGGUUCAAACAGACGGGAAUACUGGAGGAGUUUUACACAAUAUUUAACGUUUGAAAGCCAUGGCAUCCUCAACAGCUCCUCUGGGUCCUCAGAACCAAAACCAGAAAGAACAUACAGGGUUUCUGAGACAUCAAGAAGUAAAUAAAAUUUCUGAGAAGCUGAGGACCAAACCCCACACUGCCCAGUCGUCCAAAACAGGAUCUGAGAAUCAGGACCCAAAUGAAGCUACUAAGCCCACAAAAGGAGUAAAUAAACUGAAGACUGUCAGCAGGCUUCCUGUCCUUGCAAAAUCCCUGCAGCCAGUUCUUACAGAAGUUUCUCAAACUCCAGGGUAUAAGAAAUGGGAAGAGAGGCCUCUGCUGGGCAAGGCUCAGAAGAGGAAAACAUGUACCAAGCCUGUUCCUUUCAGUUUGUCCCAGUCUCGGACCCACAGCCAGAAGAUCGCUGAAGCUGCUUCUGAAAGUGAGGGGUCUAGAAUGCCCUUGACUCAUCAUAGUCGACAGACACCAUCCAAGACACUGAGCACCUCUCAACAAAGAACAAAAAACAGAACUCCUACUCAUAAUACUGCUCUAAGGAGUGCACAUGUGGACCACAUAAACAAUACUAAAACUAAGCCUUUAAGUCUAGAGGGUCACACAAAGUCUGAGUCACAGGUAGUCAGUGACUUCUCUAAUGAAAUAGGCUCCUCUAUUCAAAGAGACUUAAGCAGACAACUGGGCAGCAUCACACUUGCACAUUCAGAACUUACCAAGGAUCAAACUAACUCUUUAAGAACUGCUGAGGUUGAUGACCAAGCAGUUCGCCAUCCAACAACUAAAGGAUGUAUUCAGACGCUUCUGGCUGCUAGUUGUACAAAUACAACAGGGAGUGCUGUAGCAUUUUCCCCUGACCCGUCAGCACUUCGUAGUAUUUUGCUAAAUGAGGGAGUUAAAGUGAGUGGUCCUGUUGGAGCAACACCCCAAGCAUCUGCCCACCCAUUAGGGAGAGGGACCUCCAUUUACUCUGCUCAACGAGUACCUGUUAAGAAGCCCCAAACAAAAGCUACUACAGCAGAGCCAGAACCUACUGGGAGUGCUGUGCCAUUUUCCCCUGACCCAUCAGCCCUCCGUAGUAUUCUUCAAAAAGAGGGAGUGAAGGUGGGUGGUCUUAGUGGAGCAACGCCUCGUGUGUCUACCUGCCCCUCAGGGAGAGAAACUUCCAUUUUCUCUGCUCAGCGAGUGCCUGUUAAGAAGCCGCAGACAGAAGUUGCUACAGUAGUGCCAGGACGCACCGGGAGUGCUGUGCCAUUUUCCCCUGACCCUUCAGCCCUUCGUAGUAUUCUGCUUAAUGAGGGUAUCAAAGCAGGGGGUCCUGCUGGAGGGACACCCAGAAUGUCUACCUGCCCCUCAGGAAGAGGAACUUCCAUUUACUCUGCUCAAAGAGUACCAAUUAAGAAGACUCGGGCAGAAGGUCCUGUAACAGGGGCAGAACACACUGGUGCCAGCCGAACUCCCAACACAAAAUGGACACAACAACGAGUUCCCUGCGGCCAGUCACAGUCUCUGAGGAGGCUUAUCUGUGCACCAAAGACUCCCGUCUUCAGUGCCUCUCCUGGGUUGAGUAAAACCCCAGCGGCCAGCACAGACAGCUCUACCCCUCAGGAAGUAGAGGAGGAUGUGGUUCAGAGGCUAUUUCAAGAGGAACCAGAGCAGGAGGAGAAUGAGCAGAUGGAGGAAGGACGAGAUACGGGUCCAUCACUGGAACAUCACCAAACUGUUGAACCUCACUUGAAGCAUGAAGGGAGCACAACAACAAACAGCUGCCUUUUACAGAAAGAGAACAGUAUCCCAGUAGCUCAGCCCUUUAUCCAGUCAACGCACAGGCAGUCGGUCAUUGUUCUCUCAUCUGGUCUGCGGCUGUUCGGGCCGGGCCCGACUCAUGGUAAUGCACAGACUCCUGAGCCUGCAGGGCAGCUUCAGCCCUGUGCAACUAGCACUGAAGUUCAGAGCACAGCUCCUGCACAGUCAGCCCGGUCCAGUGGAUCACAGAGUGCACUAAAUUCAGACAGUAAACAAGUUACCCCCAGCGCACUUUGUAAGACAAAAGCAGCAUCUGGUCUCAGCUCAGCAGUGUGUGCUCUAAGACGGCGUCUGCCGCCCCUGGAAGAAAUGUUUCUGGAUGAAGAAUGUGCUACGUACACUUCCUGCCAGCAAGCAUGGCCAGCACAGCCCCGCUGUAGCAACCCUGUGGCCUCCAGUCUCCUCUUUCAGGAUUCCACUUGCUUUUUGCCUAUUGGCUUGAACUCCUAGAGCCUCAGUCCUCUUCCCUACCUUCCCUCGUCAAUUGGAGCGUGACGGCUCAACUCAAACAUGCGUUGAUUUCUGUUGUUUUCCUGUUCCAUAGUUCAAUCUAGCCUCAUGCAAACCAUCCUGAAUCUCUCUCAGAAUUUCACUAAAUUUCACUCCACAGAUUAAUUCUGGCAUUUCUCCACCAUCAGAUUGUGUUAGCAUUAUACACUCCUGGGCAAGAAAAUGGGCUUAACAACAAAUUAUUAAACAAAUAAAUAAAGUAACUUAAAAUGGGAGAGCUUUUUUGAUUUCUUCAAAUGUUGAAGUCUUGUUUAUAAAUGUGAAAAUAACCUUUGACAGAAAGAAGUCAGUAUUUUUACACUUAGCAUUGGUGGCUUUAAACAGUUAAAAAACAUUGAUGAGCUAGUUUGUGUUUAAUGUGUAACCCAGUAUUCUCUAUAGGGUUUAAAUGUGGACUCUGACCAGGCCAAAACACCAGUAAAAACAAUUACAUUUUGGACUUGGCCCAUUUUUUGCCCAGAAGUGUAGAGUAGUUUAAAUGUUCAGGCUGAAUAUUAUAUUGAGAUAUUAUAUAUAUUGCUGCUAGGGACUGCACUGUUUCUAUACCAUCUGGCUCGGAUAUUGGAGAGCAAACAAGAAUGAAUCUGAUUCAAUCCCGUUAAAAACCCUGUGAUAUAGUAGUGUUUGAGUCCUUUGAACAGGAUGGCCUACUUUUAGAGACAGCACUCAAAGAAAAAGUGGUACUGCGCCCUCUUUAAUUGCUAGACAUUGCAAUUACAAGACAAUUCUAAUUUUGUUACAGUGCAGAUCCUUAAUGUGUGAUGGGUAAAGAUUGAGCUGCUUCUUUUUUUUUUACUAAAAUGAUUAAGUGUAUCAUGCAAAUGCCUUAAUUAGCAAUGCACCAAUUAUGGGAAUUGAGGGCAGAUUCAGAUAUCCAAUAUUUUUCAUAUACAAAUCUGUCAGUGCCACUACAAAACCAUGUAGAAAUAAGGAUCUACCUGGAUUAACCUUAUUGAAAAGUAUAUGAUUAUUUUGAACCAGGUUACAAAUGCAGCAAGAGGACUAAAAUCCAGAUAUUUUAGCACAGUGCCACCUAAACAUUUUGUUCU
This is a messenger RNA of Colossoma macropomum (tambaqui), 3454 nucleotides long. Its product is annotated as trophinin associated protein. The transcript is spliced from 16 exons. Lineage: Eukaryota; Metazoa; Chordata; Actinopteri; Characiformes; Serrasalmidae. Bases 114 to 2345 code for a protein of 743 amino acids. The record is from RefSeq and is a predicted model, not a curated record.